AUGGCGCCGUUGAGGCAAUGGAGCCCGAGGCAGCUAUGGUCGUUUCCACGCGUCGUGGUAUCUCAUGCAGCUCCUUUUUCAGUCUCAGCGAACCAAUGUAUAAGACAACGACCAACACGACGACCCGUAUCACGUCCAACUCAGAAACCUUUGGAUCAAGACUCGGGAUUACAAAAGAAUCAAGAACCCCAACCUUCUAGUACCAUUUCGCAACAACAAACACCGACCACUUCACCUCCCCGUACUUCAUCAACUAGCACCGUGCAACCACAACAACACGAAUCUACAGCACCACAAGACACCAGCAUAUCCGGUCCAUACAAGCAAACCCUCCUAGCAUGCAAAUCUGUACGACACGAACCUAAUCCAUCCUCACCUUACCACGUAACAGCACGCACCACCAAACCCCAACUUCAACAGCUCUCCGCAGCCGAGAAAUUCUUCGCACCACCAUGUAAAUUCCUCUACUCAGCCGAAGCUCUACGGCACCACUCCAUUAAUAAUCAUAUCCCCGAGAUUGUUGUCCUCGGCUCCUCCAACGUUGGAAAGUCAACCUUUCUCAAUGCCCUCGUCGGCCAAGGUAAGGCUGCGAGAGUGAGCCAGAAACCAGGCAGAACGACAUUGAUGAACGCCUAUGGAAUAGGACCACUGCCCAAGAUACCCAGGGAACUGGUACCAAAGGGCAUGCCGCCGCCUAGACAUAGCCUGAUAGUGGUGGACACGCCUGGGUACGGCUUCAGAAGCCAGGCUAGUUGGGGAGAUGCCAUUAUGAAGUACCUCCAAGCGAGGAGGAUGUUACGCGGGGCGGUGGUAUUGAUAUCGUCUGAGAAGAGGUUAUUACCCGAGGAUAAGUGGAUGUUGAGGACGUUGGCGGAAGCUAAUACCCGGACGGUGGUGGUUUUGACGAAGGCGGAUAAGACGAGGAACGGGUGGGCUGAGAAGUGUGGUCUUCUUGCAGAGACGGUGCAACAGGAACUGGAUCGUUUGAAUGCCCAGUUUGGUGGUAAGUGGAGAGAUUCAGAGGGUGCGGCAUCGCAGAUAUACAUCACGGCUGCAGGUAUGGCGAGUCCUGGACAGUUGAAGAAUGGAGGUGGGAUGGGAGGAAUAAGGACGGCUAUCUUGGAAAUGGCUGGUUUUACAUUACAGGAAUCCGUAACGAAGAAAGCGGAUACAGUGACAUAUACUGGCCCUAUUGUGUCAUUUGACGACAUUGAAUGGAAGAUUUAG
Molecule: messenger RNA, 1227 nt
Organism: Pochonia chlamydosporia 170
Lineage: Eukaryota; Fungi; Ascomycota; Sordariomycetes; Hypocreales; Clavicipitaceae
Product: GTP binding protein (EngB)
Exons: 1
Coding region: 1-1227 (408 amino acids)
Cellular component (GO): mitochondrion
Molecular function (GO): GTP binding
Source: RefSeq, a predicted model, not a curated record